AUGAGCACUCCGUCCGUCGUUUCAAGUCCAUCCAAAUCCAACAAUGGAUCCAAAACUGCAACUUCCUCCAAUUCUCAAUCCACCACGAAACGACUUCAAACCGAAUUGAUGAAUCUCAUGAUGUCCAAAACUGCUGGUGUUUCUGCCUUUCCCGAUGAAGGAAACAUGUUCAAAUGGACGGGUACUUUGAAAGGUUGUGAAGGAACUCCCUAUGAAGGACAAACGUAUAAACUCUCUCUCAGUUUUUCCAAUGAUUAUCCUUUCAAGGUUCCAGUCGUGAGAUUUGUCACUCCAAUUUAUCAUCCCAAUGUCGAUCAAUAUGGAAAUAUUUGUUUGGAUAUUUUGAAGGAUAAGUGGUCUGCUACGUAUAAUGCUAGAACGGUUUUGCUCUCCAUUCAAAGUUUGAUGGGUGAUCCAAAUAUUGAUGAUCCAUUGAAUGGUGAAGCAGCUGCUGUGUAUAGUGAUCCAGUGGAGUUCAAACGAUUGGUGGAUUUGACCUAUCAGAAGAGACAACAACAAUAA
Messenger RNA from Naegleria lovaniensis, 522 nucleotides. RefSeq lists its product as uncharacterized. NCBI's taxonomy places the organism in Eukaryota, Heterolobosea, Eutetramitea, Acrasida, Naegleriidae. The record is from RefSeq and is a predicted model, not a curated record. The coding region runs from base 1 to 522 and encodes 173 amino acids. The transcript has a single exon.